AUGAAAUUUAAUCUUUUCUUGUUUUUCUUAACUUUCGUCCUCGUUAUUGCUACGGCUUCGGCGAUACCAGCUGGUUUUGAAGGUGGAAAUGCUUUAGACAAACGUGGCGGUUCUUGUGAUUUCUUUGGUGACUGGGGGUGUAAGGCCAGCUGUCGUUCUCAUAAUGGUAUAUGUUGUCCAUGUAAUAUCGCUGGUAGAAAGUGUUAA
Ambispora gerdemannii is the source of this 207-nucleotide messenger RNA. NCBI's taxonomy places the organism in Eukaryota, Fungi, Glomeromycota, Glomeromycetes, Archaeosporales, Ambisporaceae. The record is from the annotation of a GenBank genome assembly.